Molecule: messenger RNA, 4685 nt
Organism: Mastomys coucha (southern multimammate mouse)
Lineage: Eukaryota; Metazoa; Chordata; Mammalia; Rodentia; Muridae
Gene: Tgfa
Product: transforming growth factor alpha
Exons: 6
Coding region: 311-793 (160 amino acids)
Biological process (GO): epidermal growth factor receptor signaling pathway; positive regulation of mitotic nuclear division; positive regulation of cell population proliferation
Source: RefSeq, a predicted model, not a curated record
GGGCGCAGGUCCCCGCCCCCUGCUCCCAGUCCCACCCCUGCGCCUUCGGGGGCGCCCCAUCCCGGGAGGGUGGUCCGCCUCUCCCCGGUCGCCUAAGGCAGAGAGGUGGCGGGAACCUCCACCUCUUUCCCGUUUCCGCCGCGGGCAGCGCGCCGGCCAGUGCCACCGGGAGGCGCGGUCGUCCCUCCGCCCGCGCGCCGGGGGCCGGCCCUGUCGCCUGAGCCUUUUUCCCCCCGCGCACACCGCGGCGGCGCGCGGCCACUCGCCAACCGCAGAGAGCGCGGUGGCUGCAGCACCCUGCGCUCGGAAGAUGGUCCCCGCGACCGGACAGCUCGCUCUGCUAGCGCUGGGUAUCCUGUUAGCUGUGUGCCAGGCUCUGGAGAACAGCACAUCCCCCCUGAGUGCAGACUCACCAGUGGCGGCUGCAGUGGUGUCUCACUUCAACAAGUGCCCGGAUUCCCACACUCAGUACUGCUUCCAUGGAACCUGCAGGUUUUUGGUGCAGGAAGAGAAGCCAGCAUGUGUCUGCCACUCUGGGUACGUGGGUGUUCGCUGUGAGCAUGCAGACCUCCUGGCUGUGGUGGCUGCCAGCCAGAAGAAGCAGGCCAUCACCGCCCUGGUGGUGGUCUCCAUUGUGGCCCUGGCUGUCCUCAUUAUCACCUGUGUGCUGAUCCACUGCUGUCAUCUCCGCAAACACUGUGAGUGGUGCCGUGCCCUCGUCUGCAGACACGAGAAGCCUAGCGCCCUCCUGAAGGGAAGGACUGCUUGCUGCCACUCUGAGACAGUGGUCUGAAGAUCUCAGAAGAAGGAAUUUGGCCAGGCGGCCUAUGACAGCCCAACCGCGGAAAGGCAUCUCAAGACAGCACCACCGGCAGUGCCCAUGCUGGGAGACCUUCCCCCAUCAGUGCACAACCGCCUGGGCAGCCUUCUGUCCUUUGAGAGUCUUCAAAACUGUGUGAUAAAACUGCCUGCUGGGCUCUCUCAGUGCACCUAGAGAAGAGGCCAGUAGACCACAUUUUAAAGACAAGUUGAACAAGAACCUCAAAUGGCUGGCCUUCUUGCUAACACACACCAAGAAUGAACUUGGGUUGGUAUCUCCUGACAGCCAUGGAUUCCAGACUGUUUCUUUUCCGUGGGCCAUCUACCCCCACACACAGAGACUCCAUGGUGGGUGUACAAAAUGGACAAGGGGAAACAUCUAGUAUUCUUUGAAGACACUGUGGCCUCCCAUGAACCCUAACAACUCCUCAAGCUGUUGUCAGGAUGUAUCUUAUUUAUUAGGUGGAUAACGCGGUUUUAUUUGUAAUCUCUUUAUGUCAAUGUCAGGCAUCCAUGUUAGUGAUACGUGAGUGACUGGCCGUGAAGUUACACCAAAUAGAAAUAAAUGUCCAGCCACUUUGAUAAAAUAAGGCAGCAGGGAAGGCAGCCUCCAGGGGUCGUAGAGACAGAAUUCAAAUGCACAUUCUGCUGAGAACCAAACUGCUAUCCAGAGGUUGUGCCCGCUCAGACAGGAAAGUCCCUGGAUACAUGCUGUAGCAAAAUUAGCAAGGCCAGUGGCAGAGAGGGUCCCCCUCAUGGGGACAAGAGGACAAGAGAGCCUGUGUGGGCACCUAAGGAGGACGCACAUUCCAACACUUGAUUAAGUGGAUUAGCGUCCUCGUGAGCCCAGCUCUAGCAUUAGCAGUGAGCUGUGAGCCAAAUCCAUGAAGGCGACCAGCCCUUUACUGGCUUUUGCUUAUUUUUAGAAGGAGAAAUUUGCCUUUCCUAUUUAUUUUCAAGCAUUAAGAGAAAUAGCCCACUUGUUUUGUUUUGUUUUGUUUCCUCUUUCAGAAUGUUGGCAUUAUUAACAAAAUCGUUACCAAGCCUCUGCACACACACCCCUCCCCAGGGAAGGAGACGUGCUCCCCAAGUGAGUGCUCGAGGGUGCUCUGACCCAUUGAGCUCACCCUCUUCCCUGGGCUGCUCGGGGCUGUCAGGAGACAGAGUGGCAGUAAAUACAUUCAGCUGCUUAUUGAGGCCAUUCUCCAACUCAGAAGUGAAAAGCCUGCCCGCCUCCGACCUCCAGAGCCUCUAACAUAAGGCAUUAGGAAAAGGGUAUUUGACAUACCAAGUUUGAAGCUUCUAUCAGAAAGUUCUGCCUGUUCCUCAUUCUUCUCCAGUCCACCUUUCUCUAUGAAUUUUUCUCUUCUCAUAUGAGCUAGGCAUUGAUCUUCCCCAGGUUCCAACCCAGGCACCCUUUGUUCACAAUGCCUGAAGCCCCAAAAGAAAAAACUGGGCCUGUCCAAUGCUGUCCUCUAACGACUUAGCUGACACAGCUCCAGGCAGAAGUCAUCAUUUUGUUAUCAUUAUUAUUUUGGUCUAAUGUUUUAUCUUGUUUUGUAAGACAAGCUUGGCCUUGAGGUUAAGAUCCUCCUGCUUCAGCAUCCUGAGAGCUGGGCUUGCAGGUGUGCACCACCACACCCAGCAGAGUCUCUGUGAUUAUUAAAGAAAAUAGGUUAAGUUUGCUUUCCUUGGGUCAUACAUGUGGGUCAAGGCCAUGUGUAGCCUGCUGCUCAGACACCAAUCAACCUCACUGGGCUUUAGCCCUCUAUUGACCCCCAGUUCUCUUAGUACUGAAGUUCUGCCUGAAGUACUGGCUCAUGGGGGGGCCAACACAAAUGGAGGCGCAGGGCUUGUUUUAAUUUAGUUCACUCUGUUAGCUUCCGAUGAUGGGUCUUUUCUGGUCUGUUGGAGGUUCCUGGAUGUCUGACUUCUCUUAAAGAGUUUGAACUGAUAUCAAAAUAUCAAUGGGAACUUCUUCACUUAAUAUCCUGAAGAUGUUGCCAUCCAAGACUCAACAGAGGUGGGAGAAGUUAGCACAAAAACAUGAUGGUGAAGGCAGAGGACCUUGGGGGGACCUCAGUUUUAGUGCCUGAACAUUCCGGUUCUCAGGUCUAGCCAGUCACAGCAGCCAGUAUCAUCCCAGUGCCUGUCCACAGAUGCAGCUGGCUCAAAUGUCUCCCAGAAGUGCCUUCCCAUCAGACUGCCCUUUGCAGAGUCAGAAGCUGAGACUGGGUUGAGGCAAGUCCGGUUAGACAUCGUCCCUGCCCCGACAUAUGACAGCUCUGCUUCUUUGGUGACUUUGAUUUUGAAAGUCAGGCAAACGCUGUGUUCCUUCCUGUGCCAUCUCACAGCACAGAUGGGCCUGGUGAGCUCUACCAGCACCCUCCUGUCGGUUCACACUGGCCCUCUCUUGAUAUUUAGUACAGCUAUUGAGUCAGGAGCACUCUUCAGCAGCCACCCGAGUCAGUGGGCAAUACAGCUGAUCCAGUGACUCAUCCCCAUUAAACGAACUGAAAUUAAUUCUAGAGACAUUGAGGCAGCUCAGUUAGUAAAGGCACUUAACAAAUCCCUGAGAACCUGAGUUCAAUCCCCUGGGACCCAUGUGGUGGAAGGAGAGAACCAGCUUGCCCAGGAUGUCUUCUGAUUUCAACAUACAUACAACACACAUGCAGGGACAUGCUUGUACACACACACACACACACACACACACACAAUCUAAUUUUUAAAAAUAAAAAUGAAUUCUAGAAAGGUCUUCACACCUCUACCUGUAACUUUAAACACAUCUUGGGACACGUUUUCUCCAUGGAAAAGUACAACGGGGACUCAGUCCGAAAGAUAGACUCCAGGUAGGCAUACACAGAACCAAUCCAUGAGUCAGUUUGUCAUCUGCCCCAGAAAAAAGUGGGAAUAGUCCCAACGUCCCUUUUCUUCCCCCACCCCACCAAAAAAAGGAGGAAAAGAGGCAUGAUUGGUACCUACCCACCCAUACUGGUGAGGGAAAUGACUGUGUCCCCACGUCUUAGAUGGUGGUGUUGCUCCCUACAAGUCCCUAAGCCAGGUUUGCUAGUGCCUGUGAGCCACUGGAUGGACCAGCAACACUGCCUACAGGCCCCAGUCCUAUGGUGAGUAAUAAGCUUGUCUCUCUCCCAAGGCCAAGGGGAGGCCACACUAGAUAACACAUUUUUCACACAGGGUUUCACAGAACCCAUGAUUCCCCUGCCCCAGCCUACUGGGUUGCCGGUAUGUGCUGCCAUACCUGGCUUCUGUUUGUUUUUUAAUGUUCUGGUGUAAGAUGUAUUCCCUGAAGCCAUUGAUCUAUCUCAAAGACACAGUGUUGUACGCACACGUGUGCGCAUGUACACACACAGGACUGGAAAGUAACUCUUCUCUACAGUGUAGUAAGUUUAUUAUAAGGAACCCGAUGCUGUUUUUAGAACUCAUCUUUCUGACUUCUGUAUAUGAUGCACUGAAGGUUAAUAUGUAAUGUUUUAAUUUAUUUUAUGUGGUAAGUUAAUUUUGGUUUCUGUAAUGUAUUAAUGUGAUUAGAAGCUUUUUUUCCUUAAUAUCUGAAUUAUAUAUACUUAAAGAGUAGUGAGGACUAUAAGAUGCCAUUGUGUUUUUCAGAAUGUGUAGUGUUACUCAGUUGUGUUGUACCUUGUUUGGAUGGAUGAAGGAAUGAACUCUUUUUUUUUUUCCUAAAUGUCAAGACUGAAGUUUUUCUUUCAUGGGGCUGGAACAAAAUUUUCUCUGCAAAUGUGAAUGAGAAAAAAAAAGCCAAUUUUUUUAUCAGAUUUAUUUUUAUUCUUAAUUAUGUGUAUUUAAACAUGUGUGUGCACCUGAAAUACAGUUACUGUCAAUGGCCA